Bombyx mori (domestic silkworm) is the source of this 6505-nucleotide messenger RNA. It is a transcript of the gene WDR79, whose product is annotated as telomerase Cajal body protein 1 homolog. Bases 138 to 1478 code for a protein of 446 amino acids. Gene Ontology annotation, biological process: Cajal body organization. The record is from RefSeq and is a predicted model, not a curated record. Gene Ontology annotation, molecular function: RNA binding; protein binding. Gene Ontology annotation, cellular component: Cajal body. The transcript is spliced from 5 exons. Lineage: Eukaryota; Metazoa; Arthropoda; Insecta; Lepidoptera; Bombycidae.
AUAAAAUCCCUUAAAAAAAAGUAAGGCGGUAAGGUCGAUUGACGAACGACGAUUUUGUUUUUAUUUUGAAACCGUGAGCGGAAUAAUUGUCAAUUUGUUAUACAUAAUCACAAAUUGUGUUGUGAUCUACCUUUAUUAUGGAAAAUUGGUCAAUGGAGACACCAUCAAGAAUAAACGCUGAAAAUAUACCUCAAACCAUAACUCAAAAUCCGAGUGAACUUACAUUGGGUUCGGCGUGUACAGAAAACGCUUUUCAAUAUCCAGCAUUAUUUACAAGCAAAAGCUUUCUUGAAUUGUCCACUUGCUCGUGGUCAAGGGGUCGUAAUGCUAAUGAGAAUAUACAGCCUUAUUUACGUGGAUGUAAGUGGUCCCCAGAUGGAACCUGUUGCUUAAGUGUUGUCAAUAACGAUGGUGUUCAUGUUACCGAGCUUCCUAGUGAAUUGUACCAGGGCGUUGUUUGUGGCGAUCGUAUAAUCGAUGUCUUAGAAUCAGUGAUACAUUUAAAAGAAACAGGUUCAGUUUACGACUUCUGUUGGUACCCAUUCAUGAACAGCACAAAUCCCCCUUCCUGUUGCUGGUUAACAACAAAACAAAAUUCUCCCAUACAAAUGUGGGAUGCAUUUGAUGGAUCACUCAGAUGUUCAUACAGAGGAUUCAAUGCAGUAGAUGAAAUGGAACCAGCUUUAUCAGUUAGCUUUACCUCAGAUGGUAGAAAAAUCAUUGCUGGCUAUAAGAAGCAUUUAAGAAUUUUUGAUGUUGAGCGGCCUGGCAGAGAAUUUACUGAGCAAAAGAUUUCUAGUUCAGCAUCUAGCAUUUCAACACAAAAUAACUUAGUUGCUGUUGGUUCUUGGAAUACAACAAUAACUUUGUAUAAUGAAUCAGAAAUUGGUACUAAGAAAAUUGGGGACAUGUAUGGACAUGGAGGUGGAGUAACGCACAUGAAAUUCAUUCCUGGUACUUUGAAGCUUGUUUCUGGUGCAAGAAAAGAUCACAGACUGUUUGUUUGGGACAUACGGUAUUAUAGGAAACCACUAAACAUUCUGAGUAGAGUUGUAAAUACGAACCAACGAAUUUAUUUUGAUAUAUCACCUUGUGGAAAAUAUUUGGUAUCGGGUGGUACAGAUGGAGUGGUAAAAGUUUGGUCACUUGAUCAUAUAGAUUGGCAUUCUAGUUUAGAUCCAGUUAAUAAUACAACUGAUGAUGUUACUUAUAAGUUUCCUUUAUACAAAGAUUGCUGCAAUAGCAUAUCAAUUCAUCCAUAUAGACCCAUAUUGGCUACCGGAUCUGGUCAAUAUCAUUUCACAGACCCGAUAAAAUCUUUGAGUGAGAAAACGAAUAAUGAAGCCGUAGAUUCUAGUUCUGAUGAUUCUAUUAACCAGUAUGAUAUACGAUACUCUAGUCACAGUGAAAAUUGUUUGACGUUCUGGUGGACUGGGGAUGUUAUAGAAUUAAAUAAAAACCUACGUCGUUGUGUUUAAGCAGAUGAAUCUUUAUGUAUUUCAAUUUAUACAUUUGUAGUUGAUGUUGUGUGAAAAAAUGAAUGUGAUAGAUGAGUUUCCACUUUAAAAAAAUUUACAUGACUUAUGUUGACUCUGACCUUCAAGCCUUCUCUUUUCUUAUGUUGGCUGGCAAUCAAACUGAAAGUGUCAAAAAUCUUUGUGAUUUUUUUUGGUUCAAUAGUAUUUAUCGAGUAGUCUGAUAUGUAGAUAUGAAGAAUAUUUUUUAUAUUGUCUACCCUAUUUAAAUACCCCCUAUUUACAAGUAUAGUUAAAGUGAAAGGUUUUCAACUAUAAAGUUGAAAAUAACGAAGUUUGGGGUUCCCGGUCUACUUAUUAUCAUUUAACAUUUUACUGGUGAUAGGACCUCUUGUGAGUCCGCACGGGUAGGUACCACCACCCUGCCUAUUUCUGCCGUGAAGCGGUAAUCAGUUUCGGUUUGAAGGGUGGGGCAGCCGUAACUAUACUGAGACCUUAGAACUUAUAUCUCAAGGUGGGUGGCGCAUUUACGUUGUAGAUGUCUAUGGGAUCCAGUAACCACUUAACACAAGGUGUGCUGUGAGCUCGUCCACCCAUUUGAGCAAUAAAAAUAAAAUAAAACAUUCCGUUUAUGACCUACAUACAAUAAUUUUAUGUUGAUAAACACGUUAGUUCGUUACUUAACAGUAUCAAACAAUCGAAUAGUGGACUUUUCCCAAGGCUAAUUCGGUUUCCGGCAGUAACAAGUAGAUCGAUAACAUGUCAUUGUCGAAAGCAAAGACGAUUAUGAAAAUUUGCGCAAACGUUUAUUUUUUAAAUCACAACUACCAAAAUUUUGUUUAGUUAUGAUAUAUGUAUGUAAAUACUUAUAAAUUGAGACUAGCCCUUGCAUAAAGUCCGCUUAGAAAUGUGCGAAAAAUUGGCAAUCUAUUGGCCUAUCUCAACCGCAAAACACGUUUUGGAUUAAAGGGUAAAAUUUAAUAACUUUUAGAUCUUGUAAUGAUAAAUAUUCGAGCAGAUUUUGAUAAAAAUGUUUGGUAAGUUAUACGCGGUGUAAAAUGUAACUACCCUCGAAGCUGCAACAAAGGUGCUAUGCAAAUCAUUAGCGAAAAUCGGGAGACGAAAUUGAUUUCGGGAAUGAUUCGCUUCCAUUGAUAGAUGGAAAAAUGUGUUGAGAGUGAAAUGAUCGGACUGAAUUUUAAAUUUUGACUUUUGAGUCACAAUUGCGAAUUGCAUAAAUUUAAUUUAAGCCCACGGUAUUCCGUUUUCGGGCAAAAAUACUUAAACAUUCCUUCAAAAAUAGAAUUUUGUAUUGAUAAAUGUUCGACUGACUUAGAAUUAUUAUCCCAUUUUUCUAAAAAAAAGGGCUUAGGAACGGAAUGUUCGUGAAAAUUGAGUGCCAAUUUUAAUCUAUUGUACUUUUCUAUACAUAUAAGUACUGUUAUCACUAAUGUUAAGGAAGAAAGAGGGGAGUGACGACAAAAAACGUGUAAUGAAUUUAAAAGUAAUUGUUUUUUGCUGGCACAUAGCCGCGACUUAAUGUGAUCUUUAAAAGUUUAUUCUUUUUAUUUGCCAACUGAUCGUAACAAAACACUUCAAAGAUAGUAUAUGCUUAUCAAAAUUAUCUAAGGCCAAUUCGUUCACUCAUUGGGGAAACGACUAAGUUGUCCAAAAAAAGGUGCAUAGACUAAAAAUAAAAAUUAUCUUUAUGAUUUUAUUUAAUAAUACGUAGACAUAAAUAACAUAUUAUCAGUUCUCUUUGUAAAGGAUUUUAUUUCAUAAUACGUACUUAGACAUAAAUAAAAUAUCAGUUCUCUUUGUAAAGUUUUGUCGACGUCAUCCAUGGAAUAUGAUAACUCGAUCGAUUUGCUGACUGUAGUCCUCAGAUCCUUGUAAAGCGGCUCAGUUUUAUUGCCACGCCGAGACCUUUGGCGUCCGUAAAUCUUUAUUAAAAUGUUUUAUGACGAUUGCCUUAUACGCGUUCAAUCAGUUUCGGAUUGUUGGGUUCAAUCGAAACGUAACUAAUACGAUAUAUUACUCAAAUAUUUAAACGUUUUGUUUGUUUGAAAGCUUAUCUAUUUGCAACCUCUUUUUCAGGUCUUCGUCUAUAUAUAUGUAAUAAUGAUAUUAUAUAGGAUAGUAUUAAAUAUGUAUUUUUCACGUGAUAUUAAAUAUUACAUGAAAGUGUCGACGAUUACAAGAUCCUCGUCGACAUGCUUGAUGAAAUUUGAUGGCCCGGUAGGCUUAGUGAUUAGUGACCCUGGCGACUGUACUACAGAAUUCAGGUUUGAUUCCCGAUCGGAAUCUAUCUUUGUAAAAUUUAUUAGGCAUUUUUUGCACAUAUAUUUUUUACAUGUAUAAUACAGGAGAGGACGAUAUCCGGAGGCCGUUGAUGGCCUAGAAAAAUAGAAGCUAGUAGAGAGAUGAUGCAUGUGACUAGGAGAUGUAUGGAAAUAGCAAUGCAAGGUAGAGGGGGAAGAGGUCGACCGAAGAAGACAUGGAUGGAGUAUGUGAAUGACGAUAUGAGAGACAGAGAGGAGGGAGUGUCAAGAUGACGGCUGAGAGAAGAGAAUGGAAUAGAAAAAUUCGCUGUGCCGACCCCACCUAGUGGGAUAAGGUGGAGAAAAAGAAGAAGAAGAAGUUGAUGGUUUACAAAAAAUCAUGUAAACUUCAGAUCACGGCAUCCUGGGUGACUACGAUUUUUGUUUGUUUGUUGAGAUUAUACCAAAGUUAGGGAGAGAGGAAAAAUGCGCGAAACCUCAAUCGAAACAGACGAGGGGUCUGUUUCGAUUGAGUUCUGUGUCAGUCGAGGUUUGGACAAGGCUCGUUGAGCGAUAGGGGCUUUUAGUUGGUUCAACUCCGAGACUGCCAACCUAUCGUCUAGUUAGAAGCCUAAGGAUUUCCUAACGAACCAAAAAAAAAAAAAACGCUCUGAGAAUUAAAUUAUAACUAUGUGCUUACGUAUUGAUAUAAGCUUGCGUGUUUAAAUAAAAAACAAAUAUUGAAUGUUAACGAAACCUUAUUAUUGCCAUUCCGGUUUUGUGACCACGAAUACCGAAAGAACUACUAAUUAUUCGCACGUUAAUUGAAGAUGUCGUACAACUGCGUUACUUGACUAUAUUUUAAUUGAAAUUGGUUUGAAUUCGGAAUCGAGGAAGUGACUAUUUGAUAGGAAAAUUCAAGCAUUUACUAAAGUGUUAAUUAUGGUAAAUUAAAAGCUUUUCAUUAAAAACUAUUUAUUUAACUAUGUAGGUAUGAUAUGCCUACUAUAUCUAAAUUUUUCUGGUAGCUUUUUAUUCUUAUCGCGUAUAGUAAAACGAUAUCUUUUUUAAUCGAUUUCAAAAAAGGAGGAUGUUCUCAAUUCGACGUUUUUUUUUGUUAGAUACCUCAUAAAUUUUGACUGAGUGAAUCGAUUUUGAUCACUCUUUUUUUAUUAGAAAGCUGACGCUUCCCGUGUGGUCACAUUUCAAUUUAGUCCAGUUCUGAUAAUGGUGGUAGAUGCAUAACUCAAUAUCACGUCAACCGAUUUCGAUGAUUAUUGGUUUUUAGUGUAUAUAUUUUUUUGGAAUAUCUUUUUUUUUCUAUUUGAUGUUGGGUUUUGUUAUGUCUAUUUACAAUUAAUUAGCAUGUCUAUUUACAUUUAUUCCAGACGGUGCUUAACAAUUAAGAACCUAAUGUGCAAUAAAACAAGGGCACGUAUGUGAUAUGCGUUCACGAAUUUCAAAGAAUAUUGAAAGGUGACUUUUUGUCUUUUGAUUUAAAAUUUUCUACAAUAUAGGUUCUCUUAAGCCUUUCCCGGGUAUGGUUAAAAAUACGGGUAUGGGAUCUCGCAAACUUAUAUUUUUCUUCUAUUUAAGUGUCCCAAAAAUAUCUACCUCGCGUAGACAAUGUUUGACCGUUGGCACGUAUGAAGAUUUGACACUUUGAGUUCAAGGUGGGUCAUGGGAUUCGUACUGCAGUUACUGCGGGAUUUGGUAGGUAUUUGCUUAACACAUGACACAUACAAAAUUAAGUAAUCUUCGUCGAUCUUAAAAUAUUUUCACGGGUGUCUAUUGUGAAUAAGUUCAUGUUAUAUUCGAACAUAGGUAUAAUAGUUGUAUAAUGGACUGACAGAAAUAGAACUGAGACUGAAGAAGUACGAAAAAUUCAGUAGCAUUGAAAUACCAAAAAAUCUAAGAAAAAAGUAGGACUGACUGGGAUCCGAAAGUGACAAAAAAACGAAUGACACUUUUUACAAGUCAGCGGCUGCGAGGGUAAUCCCAGUCGGCAUUAAUCUGGCUUACACGAGAGAAAUUUGCAAUUUUGUUUCCUGCCCUUUAUUAUCUAGCCGACCGACAAACGUCACUUCUUUGUGGAUUAUUGUUUGUGGACUGCGACGGAUCAUUUAUUCUGUUAACAUAAUUGGCGCGUUGCCUAGGCCACGAGGGCCAUAAGUUUGGGGUUUUCAUUGCCUUAGAACGAAAAGGGGACAAUUACUUGAUAGGGAGUGGUCGGCGUCACUCACCAGCAAUGCCAGGGUUACAGCUAAGCCGCUGCUCUCCGCUGAGGACUCUGGGGAGUGUAAUGUGGAAAUAAUAGACAGUAACAACUGCAAAUAGCACACGAUAGUCAUAGUAUGGGUUCGUUCAGGUUGAUUUAUAUUUCGUGCGUGAAAAUUUGAUCACAAAAUGUAAUGUUUUUUCAAAGUUGAUAUAAUUAGUACACGGCGGUAGUAGGGCGGAUAUACUUAAUACAUGAUUUUAAAUCGUAAAUUCAAAGCAAUCCACGUGAUUUUGGCAAAUCUUUUACCCUGUUUUGGGUAAAGUUCGAUUAUGGUUUCUAAUUAAACUACGAAUCCUAUAAUAUUAUAUUUACAUAGAAGUCAUAUAUAAGUGAUUUUAAUAGACUGUAUUUUAAGUUUACCAAUUUAAUAAUAUAGUUCUUUUAUAUAAAUAUCCUUAGAAACUACGUAUGUAUGUUAAUGCGAAGUGUAAUUCUAGUCAUUGUAGUUGUAUUAAUGUGAUCUCUGAAUAAAUAUUUGAUAUUGUGAA